Molecule: messenger RNA, 1107 nt
Organism: Schizophyllum commune H4-8
Lineage: Eukaryota; Fungi; Basidiomycota; Agaricomycetes; Agaricales; Schizophyllaceae
Exons: 4
Coding region: 101-991 (296 amino acids)
Source: RefSeq, a predicted model, not a curated record
CAGGCUUUCACUUGAAUCCAGCGUCUUCCGCGUCGUUCUCCAUUAUCGGGGAAAGAUUCUGUGACCUGGAAAGAGCCGAAGCAAACCCACCACUCAACCAAUGGCAGAAAAUUUUGCAAGGCUCUUAGCGGAGCGAUAUCCCGUCUACAAGGCUCAAUAUCCUGGACAAGGAAGGAGAUGGCGCCAGCAGCGUAUCCUCCAGGAAUUCUGGGAGAACCCGACCCCAGUAUUCGAUGUGUCUAUGAGCCCUACGAACACUGAGGAUUUCUCUGAAGAUCCGGAUCCCUACGACUUUGCAGUCGAAGACGGCCCUGAAUCGGGCGUACUGGUCCGCACCGACUUCAGCGACGAUGCUGCUUUUCAGUCUUUCUGCACAGAGCUGAAGCAGGUCGAGCGCGAGUUCCUGGACACCUUGAGGCCCGACGAGCAAGCUGCUGGCACUUCGGCGGAAGCUGCUGCUCAGAACGAACCGUCGCAAAACGCUGAGGAUGACAACUCCUCCGACGAGGAAGGCGAAUGCGGCCUACCCAGCGCCAUCAUCCGCAUCGUCGACCCAUCGACGCACCCUGGCGUCGUCGUCCCUCGCGAGGUCUUCAAAGACAUCACCAACCUCACCGCCCUGCGCAUGUUCAACGAGCCAAGCGUGCGCUCUGCGCCAGCAGUCCCCGCAGGCAGUCGCCGCAUCGCCCAGCCGCACCGUCUCAUCGACCACGCGCAGCUGCAGGAGGUGUACUCGGGCAUGACGAUCUGGAUCUACGAUCGGCAGAGCAACACGGAUCGGUGCGCACGGCUUGUCAGCCAGCAGGGGGACGCGUAUGGGACUGCGACCGGCGAUAGCUGGCGCGCCAGAGUCUCGCAUAUUCCCGAACUCCAGUUCAACAUGUCAUAUAUGGGGAUGCAGAUCAACUUUGGAGGGGAGGAUAGGUACGACUACUCGGAAAGAAAGAGAAAUCUGGAGGACGCGGAGAAUAUUCCACCCUCAACGGCAUAGUGCUUCGACCCUCUGUAUGGCUAAAUCCUUGCGGUGUCCGUCGAUAUGACGCCCCUCCGUUCACCAGUCUGUUGACUAAGCGCGAAGAUGAUGACGGCUUAGACCGUUCUGCCUGG